This is a messenger RNA of Pteronotus mesoamericanus, 3318 nucleotides long. RefSeq names its product solute carrier family 13 member 3 (gene SLC13A3). Gene Ontology annotation, molecular function: sodium:dicarboxylate symporter activity; citrate transmembrane transporter activity; succinate transmembrane transporter activity. The coding region runs from base 34 to 1845 and encodes 603 amino acids. The record is from RefSeq and is a predicted model, not a curated record. Lineage: Eukaryota; Metazoa; Chordata; Mammalia; Chiroptera; Mormoopidae. The transcript is spliced from 13 exons. Gene Ontology annotation, biological process: citrate transport; transmembrane transport. Gene Ontology annotation, cellular component: membrane.
CCGGGGCUGGCCCGCUCCCCCGCGUCCGCACAGAUGGCGGCGCUGGCGGCGGUGGCCAAGAAGCUAUGGAGCAGGCGGCGGCUGCUGGUGCUGCUGAUCACGCCGCUGGCGCUGCUGCCGGUGGUCUUCGCCCUCCCGCUCAAGGAAGGCCGCUGCCUGUUUGUCAUCCUGCUCAUGGCCAUGUACUGGUGCACGGAGGCCCUGCCCCUCUCAGUGACCGCCCUGCUGCCCAUCACCCUCUUCCCCAUCUUGGGCGUCCUGCCGUCCAGCGUAGUCUGCCCCCAGUACUUUCUGGACACCAACUUCCUCUUCCUCAGCGGUCUGAUCAUGGCCAGCGCCAUUGAGGAGUGGAAUCUGCACCGGAGAAUCGCCCUCAAGAUCCUGAUGUUCGUUGGAGUCCAGCCAGCCUGGCUCAUCCUCGGAAUGAUGAUGACCACCUCCUUCAUGUCCAUGUGGCUGAGCAACACUGCCUCCACCACCAUGAUGCUGCCCAUCGGCAGCGCCAUCCUGAAGAAUCUCUUUGGCCAGAAGCAGACUCGGGAGGACCUCAGCUGGGAGAGUGAAGAGAACGCAGCUCCUGCGCAGACCAAAGACCUGCGUACUGUGCCCACGGAGAUGCAGUUUCUUGCCAGCACAGACGACAAAGGCUGCCGCGAGGAGGCAGAGGCUCCGUUGGAUCUUCCAGCCGACUCCACGAAGGAGGAGGAACAUCGCAGAAAUAUCUGGAAGGGCCUCCUCAUCUCCAUUCCCUACUCAGCCAGCAUCGGGGGCACUGCCACCCUCACAGGCACACCCCCCAACCUCAUCCUGCUCGGUGGGCUCAAGAGUUUCUUCCCGAAGUGCGAUGUGGUGAAUUUCGGCUCCUGGUUCAUUUUUGCCUUCCCGCUCAUGCUGCUGUUCCUGUUGGCGGGCUGGCUCUGGAUCUCCUUCCUAUAUGCGGGAAUGACCUUCAGGGGCUGGAGGAAGAAGAAAUCUGAGGGCAGAGCUGGUGCACAAGAUAGGGCUCAAGCUAUAAUUCAGGAGGAAUUCCGGAGUCUGGGGCCCAUGAAGUUUGCUGAACUGGCCGUUUUCAUCCUUUUCUGCAUGUUCGCCAUUCUCCUCUUCUUCCGGGACCCGAAGUUCAUCCCUGGCUGGGCCAAUCUCUUCCCCACUGGGUUUACUUCUGAUGCUGUCACCGGUGUGGCCGUUGUCACCAUCUUGUUCUUCUUCCCGUCCCAAAAGCCCUCUCUCAAGUGGUGGCUUGACUUGAAAGCUCCCACCACAGAGAUGGAGCCCCUGCUGACGUGGAAGAAGGCCCAGGACUCCGUCCCCUGGAACAUCAUCCUUCUCCUGGGAGGGGGCUUCGCCAUGGCCAAAGGCUGUGAGCAGUCGGGGCUGUCCGUGUGGAUCAGUGACCAGCUGCACCCGCUGGAGAACGUGCCGCCCAUGCUGGCCGUCCUGAUCGUCACCCUGGUCAUCAUCUUCUUCACCGAGUUUGCCAGCAACACGGCCACUAUGAUCAUUUUCCUGCCUGUCCUGUCAGAGUUGGCCAUCCACCUGAGGGUGCACCCCCUGUACGUGAUGAUCCCUGCCACCGUGGGCUGCUCCUAUGCCUUCAUGCUCCCUGUCUCGACGGCCCCCAACUCGAUCGCCUUUGCCUCGGGACAUUUGCUGGUCAAAGACAUGGUGCGGGCUGGCUUCCUGAUGAACCUGAUAGGCCUCGUGCUGCUCAACGUGGCCAUCAAUACCUGGGCACAGGCGGUCUUCCAGCUGGGCACCUUCCCAGACUGGGCCCGCCACCACUUGGCCAAUGUCACGGCACUACCAACCUCAUUUGGGGCCAACAACACGCUACGGGCCCUCUGAGUCCCCCUUGGAGACUCUCUGCAGCCCGGGCCCUCCCAGAAGGCUUUGCCGUCACCUGCUGUUAGGAUGAGACAGGACGAUCAAGCGAUUCUCUGUGAACCAGUAUGCAGCAAGCAAGGUCCUCCUGGGUCAACGAGUUCAUUUAUCUAGUACACCUUUUCCUCUCUCAUGCAGUUCAGGGCCCUGAUAUUUCCCAGACCUGCUGCCUGAGAAACAACCUCCUUUCUCUCUGAGCUGGAAUGUGGUUAGGAUGCAAGAAAGCCCAAUUUCAGCAACAACAAGCAAAUCUAGAACGGUAUCUGUCCUGCCGUGGGCUCCACCAUUGGAGCCAAAGGCUCCUGAACAGUUGGGAUGGAAAGCUAUCCCCCACCCCAUGGGCCCAGCUGAUGAUCCCCACUGGCUUCUGUAGGUUGCACUCUGGAGGGACCGUCCUGUCUAGGGGUCUCCUUCCUGGGAGGGGGUUUUGGGCAGCAGUGUUCCUUCCGGUUCACUCAUCCCCACUGCCCACGGCUGCUAUGUGUUCUGUUCAGCUGGUGCCCAUUCUGCACCAGCUGCUUGACUGUUUCCCCGCUGAUACCCAGCAGACAGGGGAAUUUUCAAUCCGUGCAGACAGGAGGAGGGACAGAGGACUCCCUGAGGACAUGGAGACUGUGCGAAGCCUCCUUGCUGUCUCUCGGGGCUCCCAAGUGCAUCUAGAAACCCCCGCUGACAUCGCUACACAAGCUUUUAGGUUUUUCUGUUUAAUCUGAUUCGGUUGGGCCAUAACUCUGGAGUUGGGCCACGCCUGGGCCCUGCCCUCUGGCAGGUGAGUCACAGCACUCACCGCCGGCCAGGACCCUGCUGCACGGGGCCCACAGCGACCUUCGUGGCUGCUGUGUGUUCAUCAGCUGGUCAUUACCGGCUACCCAAAGUGGUCAGCAUGUUUGAUUAGCAAAGGCCACAUUUUUCAGGGGUGAGAGAAAAGUCAAAAGAUAAACCAGGGCCUUGCAAAGGGCCAGGGUAAAAACUCUCAGGCAGGCAAAUAUCAUAAUCCUCCUCUGCAGAUACGCAGCCUGAGACUUUCCGUGAGCCAGCUGCUGGCAGGGGCUCUCCCAGGGGAUUUGAUCACUCCUGGUUUCCAGCGGAAACCUCUGGGUAUCUCCAGUGAACAGUAUGGUAUCGGGCCCGGCGGAAGCUCCGGCAGUGUGUGUAGAAUGAACGAGUGGCCCAGCGUCAGCACCACCUGAGGAGCCCCUUCCCGCACCUGUGAGGGAUGGGGCUCCUCGAGCAGCUGCGUGGGCCGAGCAGGCAGUUCCCAGAGGCUGGACUCACCCUCCGUGCAGCAGGAGCGAGCCGUGGACGUUUCCCCGGAAGCCGUGCGGAGGCUGGGGGAGAGGCCCCCUGGGCUGGAGAACAAACUGCAGGAGCAGACCUUCACAUUUAGUCACGGUUACAGCCCCUGGGGGUGGGGGGGAGGCGCACUCCUGUGCGACG